Molecule: messenger RNA, 1141 nt
Organism: Tachysurus vachellii
Lineage: Eukaryota; Metazoa; Chordata; Actinopteri; Siluriformes; Bagridae
Gene: tecrl2a
Product: trans-2,3-enoyl-CoA reductase-like 2a
Exons: 13
Coding region: 38-961 (307 amino acids)
Biological process (GO): very long-chain fatty acid biosynthetic process
Molecular function (GO): oxidoreductase activity, acting on the CH-CH group of donors
Source: RefSeq, a predicted model, not a curated record
UUUAGACGGCAGGAGGUGGGCGAUUUCUCCAUGCAGGAUGAAGCAGGUGGAGAUUUUGGAUGAUCAAACCAAAGAACAGCUGUGUUUUCUGGACAGGGUUGAGUAUCACUCCACUAUCGGUGAUAUUAAACAACUCUUUGAUAGAGUCUAUCCUCAGUUGUAUCCAACAAGACAAGCACUCAAACUCCAUCCCAAAUCAGCCGAGCUCAGAGACGAGGAGCUUUUACAGAAUUUACCUGUGGGUACAAUAGCCAUGCUGUAUCUCCAAGAUCUUGGCCCUCGCUUUGGCUGGACCAUGGUGUUUCUGUCGGAGUACGUAGGACCGCUCCUGAUAUACCUGCUCUUCUAUUUCCGACUUCCCUACAUCUACACACAUACACACACCUUCACACCACCUGGCCCCCAUCCUGUAGUCAGUCUGGCAUGUGUGUGUCAUACUCUCCAUUACAUAAAGAGAUUGAUGGAGACAGUAUUUGUGCAUCAUUUCACCCAUGGAACUUUGCCUGUUUUGGUCAUCAUAAGAAACUGUGUGUAUUACUGGGGUUUUGCUACGUGGUUGGCAUAUUACAUUAAUCACCCACUUUACACUCCACCAUCUUAUGGACAACCACAGAUCACCUGUGCACUCGUCACGUUCAUGCUGUGUGAGGUGGGAAAUUUCUCUAUUCACUGGUCACUCAACACCUCCAGAGCAGAGGGAGCCAAAUACAGAAGUUUUCCUCAUCCCUCUAAAAACCCCUUCACUUGGCUUUUCUUCUUUGUUUCCUGCCCCAACUAUACAUAUGAGGUUGGAGUGUGGGUGAGUUUUUCCAUCAUGACUCAGUGUGUUCCAGUCGCUGUCUUCACGCUGAUCGGAUUUGUUCAGAUGACAAUAUGGGCGAGAUGGAAACACAAAACCUACACAAAGGAAUUUAAAGACUAUCCUGCUCUCCGUAUGUCCAUCAUCCCUUUCAUCCUGUGACAGGAAAAUCCUAAAAACUUCUGGAGGCACUUUCUCUCAUUCCUGCUAUUACACACAUUCAUUAUUUUUCAUUCUCUGGGUUUAAAAAUGAAGCGACUCCAACAAUGUUUAUUUAGCUGUUUCCUGUUUGCAUAAAACCUUUUUUUUCUUAAUCUCUCUCUGCUGUGUUUCUGGUCCGAU